AUGUCUGUCCCAUCUGCGAGAUUGUUGAUGUCAACGAAGGGUUUGAAUCCAUCUCGUUUGAGCAAAGUUGCUUCGAUUUUGGCUAGAUGUUCUCCUUCAAUCCCAAAGAGAGUUGGUUAUUCGAAAAGAUUUGUUUCUAGUGCUAACGGUGUUGGAUCUACUGGGACUAGAUCUACGGUUAUUCAAUUAUUGAACAAUAUUGGAUCGAAAAGAGAAGUAGAACAAUAUUUGAAGUACUUCACUUCGGUUUCGCAACAGCAAUUUGCUGUUAUUAAAGUCGGUGGUGCUAUUAUCAGUGAUAACUUGCAGGAAUUGGCAUCGUGCCUUGCAUUUUUGUAUCACGUUGGGUUGUACCCAAUCGUCUUGCAUGGUACUGGUCCUCAAGUGAACGGUAGAUUGGAAGCCCAAGGUAUCGAACCUGAUUAUAUUGAUGGUAUUAGAAUUACCGAUGAUCAUACCAUGGCUGUUGUUAGACAGUGUUUCUUGGAACAGAAUUUGAAAUUAGUUACUGCUUUGGAACAACUUGGUGUUCGUGCUAGACCAAUUACUUCUGGUGUUUUCACCGCUGAAUAUUUGGAUAAGGAUAAGUAUAAAUUAGUAGGUGACAUCACCUCUGUAGCUAGAGAUCCAAUUGAAGCUUCAAUCAAGGCUGGUGUCUUACCAAUUUUGACUUCGUUGGCCGAAACUCCUUCUGGUCAAAUGUUGAAUGUCAAUGCUGAUGUCGCUGCUGGUGAACUUGCUAGAGUCUUUGAACCUCUAAAAAUUGUUUACUUGAAUGAGAAGGGCGGUAUCAUUAACGGUAGCACCGGUGAGAAGGUUUCAGUGAUUAACUUAGAUGAAGAAUACGAUGAAUUGAUGAAGCAAAGUUGGGUCAAGUUCGGAACUAAGUUGAAAAUCAAAGAAAUUAAAGAUUUGUUGGACUUCUUGCCAAGAUCUUCGUCCGUGGCCAUCAUCAAUGUUCAAGAUUUGCAAAAAGAAUUGUUCACCGAUUCUGGUGCAGGUACUUUGAUUAGAAGAGGCUACAAGUUAAUUCGAAGAUCUACUUUACAGGAAUUCCCAUCCUCUGACGCUUUGAGAGAUAUCUUACAAAGUGACCCAGACAUCCAAUCCGGUGCUCAAUCAGUUGCUUCUUAUUUGAGAGACUUGAACGAAUCAGAUUUCACUUCUUACGCUGAUGAACCACUAGAUGUUCUUGCCAUUGUCAAGAAAGAUUCUGUGGUGGCAAAACUAGAUAAAUUCCUAUGUUCCCAGACCGGCUGGUUGAAUAACGUCACCGAUAACGUUUUCAAAGCUUUGAAACGUGACUUCCCUGCCCUACAAUGGGUGAUCAAUGAAGAUGAUGCGAACAUCGCUUGGCAUUUCAACAAAUCUGAUGGUUCCUAUUUGAAGAACGGUAAGGUUCUAUUCUGGUAUGGUGUCAAAGAUUUGAACACUGUAUCCGAAUUAAUAUCCGAGUUCAUUAAGACCUCCCCUGAAAGCGGUACCGCUCCAUCCUUCUCUGGUUCCUCCAGUGGUGUAUUUUCCAGUGGUCAAUCAUCCAGAUCUUACUCCACUAGGGCCAGAUCUGCUCCUAAAGUAGAAGGCACUAACAAGAGCCCUGCUAAAGUUGCUUUGAUUGGUGCCAGAGGUUACACAGGUCAAAAUCUUAUUUCAUUGAUAGACUCACAUCCAUUUUUGGAAUUAUCUCACGUCUCCUCUCGUCAAAACGCUGGUAAGAAGUUGGAAGGAUAUAACAAGUCUGAGAUUAUUUAUUCGAAUCUACAAAUUGAUGACAUAAAGAAACUAGAAAGUGAAGGUGCUGUCGAUGUGUGGGUCAUGGCGUUGCCAAACAAAGUGUGCGAACCAUUCGUUGAGGCCAUUGAGUCGGUUGCCAACGGUAAAUCCAAAAUUGUCGAUCUAUCCGCUGAUCAUAGAUUUGUCCCGGAGACGGAAUGGAGCUACGGAUUACCAGAGUUAAACAACAGAGAAGCAAUUGCCAAUGCUAAAAAGAUUGCUAACCCCGGUUGUUACGCCACCGGUGCCCAAGUAGCGAUUGCUCCUCUAUCGGAAUACAUCACAGGAUUACCCACAGUCUUUGGUGUUUCUGGUUAUUCUGGUGCUGGUACUACACCAUCUCCAAAGAAUGAUCCAAAAUUCUUGAACAACAAUCUAAUUCCUUACUCCUUAACAAACCAUAUCCAUGAGCGUGAAAUUUCAACUCGUUUGGGUUUGGAAGUCGCAUUUGUUCCUCAUGUUGCCCAAUGGUUCCAAGGUAUUUCUCAUACUAUUUCUAUUCCUAUUAAGAAGAACUCACUAUCUUCAGAACAAAUUAAGGCCUUGUACACCGAAUUCUACGCUAACGAAAAGUUGGUACAUGUUGCCGAUGAUAUUCCGUUAGUUAAGGACGUUUCUGGUACUCACGGAGUAGUUGUUGGUGGUUUCAAGGUAAAUGAUGCAAAAGACCGUGUCGUAGUCUGUGCUACUAUUGACAACUUAUUGAAGGGUGCUGCCACUCAAUGCUUACAGAACAUCAACCUGGCCUUGAGUUACGGUGAAUACGACGGUAUUCCAGACAAUAAGAUUAUUCAAUAA
Kluyveromyces lactis is the source of this 2571-nucleotide messenger RNA. It is a transcript of the gene ARG56, whose product is annotated as bifunctional acetylglutamate kinase/N-acetyl-gamma-glutamyl-phosphate reductase. The record is from RefSeq and is a predicted model, not a curated record. NCBI's taxonomy places the organism in Eukaryota, Fungi, Ascomycota, Saccharomycetes, Saccharomycetales, Saccharomycetaceae. Gene Ontology annotation, molecular function: acetylglutamate kinase activity; arginine binding; NAD binding. The coding region runs from base 1 to 2571 and encodes 856 amino acids. Gene Ontology annotation, cellular component: mitochondrial matrix; mitochondrion; cytoplasm. The transcript has a single exon. Gene Ontology annotation, biological process: L-arginine biosynthetic process.